CAGCGUUGUUCGUUUUGCGGCGGGCCAACCGUGCGGAUACUCGACAAGCUGCCAACUGAAACUGCAUGUUAACAUCUUAGGUGGAGCAACAUUGGCCCGCAACCAGCAGAUACAUUUGUUUACAUUUGCCAAAAAGGGCAGGAAAAACGCAAACCCAAAAUAGUUUACUCAUUCCAUGACAAGUGACUGAAACAAUAAGCCUAAAACGUUUUAAAACUCUCUUAAAAUACAAAGAAUGACAGCAAAAGCAGCAAUAUCCACAGCGAUGGCAUAAAGUGUUGCAACAAAAACGGCAGCGCCAACAUCGUCAACGGCAGACGGGGUAGUCACUCGGCUAGUACGGCAACCAUACUUGUCUAUGGCUAAUACAAAAGUAACAAACAACAAAUCGCCAACAAAAAUUGAGUUAAAAGUUUGCCAAAGCAUUUGAUGCUAAAAAAAACAAAACCGAAAAUACAAAAACCCCAUCAACAUUCGCAACACUUUUACGAGUUGCCAACUACCGUGUACAACGAAUUUUUAUUACUGAACUAGACCUACGGCGAGGCGUUCUAGUAUGCUAUGGCCGUGGGAAGGGCUCCGGCUGUUGGUGCACCCUUUGGAGCUGGCCAGGACAUAGCCAGCGACAACAGUGCCCAGUGCCGCACGUUGGCCACCAAGGUGCGUCGGAAAGGGCCACGCCCCCAGUGGCGUCUGCACCCACCCCUUCUGCAGUCCCUUCGCCUGAUCCUGCAUCUGACCCAACACCUGCGCCUUCUCCUCUGGCUUCUGUGCUGCUGCUGCCAACUGGCCCAGAGCGCAGUGAACGCCGAGUGCCUGGCGGUGUGCGAGUGCAAGUGGAAGAGCGGAAAGGAGUCCGUCUUGUGCCUUAACGCCAACCUUACACAUAUCCCCAGGCCUUUGGAACCUGGCACUCAGCUGCUGGACUUGAGUGGUAAUGAAAUACAGUCUAUACCCGACGACAGCUUCGCCUCUGCCCAAUUGUUAAACCUGCAAAAGGUAUACUUGGCCAGGUGUCAUUUGAGGCUAAUUGAACGCCAUGCGUUUCGUAAGCUUAUCAAUCUGGUAGAAUUAGACCUCAGUCAAAAUCUGCUCUCGGCCAUACCCUCGUUGUCUUUGUUUCACGUUUCGGAACUGCGGGAACUGCGACUGAGCGGAAACCCCAUACUUCGUGUUCCUGAUGAUGCCUUCAGACACGUGCCUCAAUUGGUCAAGCUAGAGUUGAGCGAUUGUCGACUGGGCCACAUUGCUGUUCAGGCAUUUGCCGGCCUGGAAAGCAGCCUGGAGUGGCUGAAACUAGACGGAAAUCAGUUAAGUGAAGUUCGGAGUGGCACCAUAACUUCCUUGGCGUCGCUACAUGGCUUAGAACUGGCCGGAAACGAGUGGAACUGCAGUUGUUCUCUAAGACCUCUUAGAGCCUGGAUGCUGCAACAAAAUAUUCCAAGUGGCGUACCCCCCACUUGUGCUGCUCCAGCUAGGCUGUCUGGAAGAGCCUGGGACAAGCUAGAUGUGGAUGACUUCGCCUGUGUACCACAGAUCGUGGCUACUGACACCACUGCCCAUGGAGUCGAGGGCCGAAACAUCACUAUGAGCUGUUAUGUGGAAGGUGUUCCCCAACCAGCCGUUAAGUGGCUACUAAAAAAUCGGCUCAUAGCCAAUCUCAGUGCCGGCGGGAAAGGUGAUUCCGAGUCGGAGCCCAGGACUGCAGCAGCCACUCAAGGACGAAAAACCUAUGUAGUAAAUAUGCUACGAAACGCCUCUAAUCUGACGAUUCUUACAGCCGAUAUGCAGGAUGCGGGAAUCUACACAUGUGCUGCAGAAAAUAAGGCCGGCAAAGUGGAGGCCAGUGUUACGCUGGCCGUAUCCAGAAGACCUCCAGAAGCACCCUGGGCCAUAAGGACUGUACUCCUCGGCGUCAUAGCUGCCCUUCUUCUGGUCGGUGGCUCUUCAUUUGCCGCUAUAUGCUUCUGUUCUAUGCAAAGGCGAAGAAAACUUAGACUUUGGAACUCAGUACCACCAGUAAGAAGAAGUGAAAGCUACGAAAAGAUCGAAAUGUCGGCUAGGACGCGACCGGAUCUGGGAGGCGGGGCUAGCUGCGGGGGCGGUAGUGCCACCGGAGCGUGUCUCUUCCCUGAUUCUGAAGAGCAAAGCUAUUUGAGAGUAGGGAACACUCCGAUAAGCGACAACGAGGCAGCGGCCAUAGUGAAUCCCAGUGCAGCCGGAGGAGCUCAGAGAAGAAACGGUGACUACCUGCACGUAUCCACCCAUUGCGAUGACGAGGAGGAAGAGCAGCAGAAACAGCUGCACGAGCACCACCUACAAGCAAUUGCGAAUCCACAGCAAAAUCAGCAGAGGAAAGGCUCCCAGAGCCAUGUUGUCUCCGAAUCCGUGCCGAACAUUUCACCGCCGAUGGAGGAAACGGAUCUGCACAUACCACGCCUCAUCGACAUCAGCGGAACCGACUCGGCCUCGAGUUCCAUCUCCAGUCAAGUAGACGCCGCAGCCCGCUUAGCGGGUUACACCGGGCAGUCCUGGAAAACCACGCCCAUUGCUACCACGAAGAUCAAAUCACCGCACAGCAAGCCUACGGCCACGACCACCUCCUCGGCUACGCCCUUCGUGCACUACGGAAGCAGAGCAGCCGACGACGGAAUGGCAACCUCCGUGUUUUGUAGCGAAGGCCAUGAAAGCGAGUUUUUUGAUAGCAAUUACCCGGACUUGUUGGAUAUUGCCAAGUAUGCGGUGGCGCAGGCGCAGCAAAGUCAGGGGCAGGCUUAUGGCCAAGCCACGCCCAUUUCAAACGGGGGUCUUUGCACAUUGCCCCGGAAACUGAAGACAAGUGGCAAGUACUUCCGCAAUUCUUCGGACAGUCAGUCGCCACUUUUGGCGGAAAAUUCAAGCAAAUACGGCAGCAGCACUCUGGGCGACGGAACUUUUCUUAACGAAGCUAUGGGCGUAGGUCGUAGAUAUUCAGCAGAGUCCAGCUAUGCGAAUUACUCGAGUACAACGUCCUACACGGGUGGCGGUCAAAGGGCAAACAGCUUUCUCAAUCUGGUCCAAAGUGGCGCCCACAAGGGCCCAAGCAGCUUAUUGGCGGGACACCUGGGACAAAAGCCGAGCCUUCCCUCCAGUCCAGUGCAGCAUCAGAGAUCCUUGUCAAGCGCGGCCACGCCUCUUCUAGAUUUCACCGCCCUGGCGUCGAGAGCCGCCGGGGCAGCCAAUUCCUCGGUGGCCGCUUACGAUUACCACGCUGCGCAGUUGGAGCGUUUCCUAGAGGAGUAUCGCAACCUGCAGGACCAGCUAUGCAAGAUGAAAGAGACCUGUGACACGAUCCGAAAAAAGGAGACUCCUCUCCGAGUGGCCGUCGGACAGUCGGCGGCCCAGGUGGCUGACCCUGUGAUGUACAGUGCGGCCUCGCAUAGUCCAAAGCCGCCAACGGCGGGCAACUUGAAAGCUAAGACUUUGCUCCCAGGUCAACCACCGGACCCGCCGCCCUAUUGGCUCCACCGCAACGCCAUGCUCAAACGCCUGAACGCGGACGGUUGUGCGAAUGGGGGUGCCGGCGUGGCAGGUGGUUCACCAGCCUCCCCGCAGCCAAGACAGGAUAUAUUUAAAAGCUAAUCGAAAAUGUACAGCCGGGGAAUUAAGCGAAAAUGAUAUCAGGGUUCUUCGGACACCCGAAGAAGGCAUGAUCUUUCCCUUAGCGAAAUAAAAGUACCCAUUUUAUGCAAACUGAAUCGUUUUAGUUUCUAUGGUUUAGUUGAAGACAGCUAUAGUCGAUCUAUGUAUAUGCUGAUGAUUAAAAUGUUGUAAAAAUUGCAAGUCAUACUUACCCGUUGAAUUCAAACUAGUCCUAAAUUAAAAAUUCUAUUUUUCAAACUGAAUUGGAAUUAAAAAUAUAUAAAUCGCUUUGUAAGCUCAUGCCUGAUUGAUGAAAUUGCAUUUGUCUGAAUAGUUAGUUAGGCUCAGGUAGUUCGAGGUCACUUAACUGGUUAAAUACCCAGCCUCUCUAUUGUAUUAUAGUAAAACUUUUCCACUCUUUAUACUCGCUAUUAAAAAUAUAUUACACGUAACGAAAUUGUUAAGGAGAACCCAUAGAAAGAUCAUUAUGUGUGUAUAGUCAGCAGUCCCCUUAGUCGAAGGAAACUUUCUGGAGUAAAACCCUCUUAGACUGUACCCCUCCCAAGUACCCCCUAAAACUCUCGUGUUAGUCUAACUACAAGUGUUUAUGUACUUUAAGUGAUCUCAUAUAUAAACCAAGAAGCUAAUAUAAGACGAUCUUAUAAAAUCAUACAAUUGAGUUGGCACAGACUGCGAGCAUCGAUUUACAGAGGAUCGAUUCAUCGAUUGAAGUAUCGGUUGAUUGUUAGACGUGUGUUUUUUUAGUUGUUUACAGUUAAGAUCAAAAGUUUUAAACCAAUUAAAUAUUGGAAUCAAACUGGAUUCAAUCGAUUAAGAAAUUGUUCACUUACAAUAAAAACAAAAAGUAACGCAUAUUUUAGUGUGUCACCGAGCUAAAACUUGACAAAAAUUUCACCCAA
Molecule: messenger RNA, 4541 nt
Organism: Drosophila bipectinata
Lineage: Eukaryota; Metazoa; Arthropoda; Insecta; Diptera; Drosophilidae
Gene: kek3
Product: kekkon 3
Molecular function (GO): protein binding
Source: RefSeq, a predicted model, not a curated record